Molecule: messenger RNA, 3627 nt
Organism: Seminavis robusta
Lineage: Eukaryota; Bacillariophyta; Bacillariophyceae; Naviculales; Naviculaceae
Source: the annotation of a GenBank genome assembly
AUGAGCAAAUUGGCAGUGUUGGAAGCCACUGGUUCGGUUGUCUUGACGACGAUGGAUGAAACACUGGCAGCUCAAGAUGGACCAGCAGAGGCUGAAGCCGAGGGAUCAUCUGAUCCUCAGGAAGCAGCGCCACAAGACCCAGCCACGACGGCAGACGACGACAAGGCAGACCAACACCAACAACAAGAGGAGGAUCGAAUGUCAUUUUUGGAAGCGGACACGAGCCACAUGACGAAUUCUCGCAAAUCACUCAGUGCUGAUGAUGAUGAUGUGAAGAAUCCUCCUGAAAAGACGAAUAGUUAUCCAUCGACAUUGACCGAUUCCAACGACGACCAUCAUCGUGAUUUACCCGUGGAAAGUGAUCAUUGUGGUGGAUUUGAUGACAACCAUGACAAUGACGACGAGGACGAUGUGAGUCUUUCCUUGUCGAUUCCAUCUCGAUUCAAAGUGGUACAGGUACCAUCAUCGCUGCCAUCGUCGUUGAAUUCUUCCUUUGUCACGUACUACGAUGAUCACACCAUUGAUGACAUUCGCAACAUGGUACUCGUUGAUGACGAUACUCAUGGAACGCGUUCUCGAGAAGUCUCCUUGUCACCACCGAGACCGUGUCGUGGUGGUGUCGGUACAACAGCACGGAAACAACAACUACAACCAUGGCCACCACAUUUGUUCAAAACUCCCGUCACCAGAAACACCAGUAGUGAGAGUCAGCCACAGCAGCAACAUCAAAGCAACAACAAUACCAAAUCUCCUCCACCACCCAUGCCCCUCGAGGAUGCACUGGCGCAACACAACAAUAACGCCCAUCACGAACGAGCCGACAGUUGUCCGGUACGACCCAUGCGAGGCAUGUCCAUUGGGAGUGCCAGUACGCUCGAUUCCGAACACAUCAAGGCUGCCUUAUUACAACAACAGCAACAGCAACAGCAACAAUAUAAUAAUCAAUCCAGCAAUACAUUUCCCAGCAUGUGGGAAGAUUCUUGGACUACCUUUGCUACACUCGACAAUAUGAGUCAUCAUGGACCGGCCUCUGUUAUUAUGGAAGAAAUCGAAGAAAACCCUACCAGUACUACCACAGAUCCGCAACAAUUACUCCUACAAUUCAACCGUCGAUCCACACCACCACCACCUCCACCCAUGGAUCCUCAGCCUCAUCCAUACAGUCCUCAAGCAUUGCAAAAGCAACAACAACAACAACAACAACAACAGCAACAACAACAGAUGAAAAUUCCCAAACGCUCGUCUUCGGUACAAUCAGCACUAUCGCAGAACAAGAAAAAACCACCACGGCGAACAUCGUCGCGCAAUUCACAAUACAGUGCAUUUUCCAACAUGUCAUCACUCGAUGCAUCCGUCAUUCGACGCAUUAGUCGAUCCGAACGAAUCAAUAGACUCAAACGAAAAUCCAUGCAACAGCAACUAUUACAUCAACAAAUAUCCGCCUUUGCCACGGUCACCAGCAGUCUUGUUCCCAAUACUUCCAAACACUCUUCUGCAUCUGCAGCUUCCACGGACGCUGGAUACAAUUCACUCUCGUCCAAUUCCAAAUUACCCGAACGGCGACCCACCAAAAUAUUGCCACCCGAUGAAGAAGCCGAACAAGAACCAAAAUCAUUCUGGGGACAUUCUUCGUCGCAAUUGUCACUCACCAGUAGUAGUAGUGACGACGACGAGGAUGAUGACGAUGACGACAAGACUGCGGCAACUGCUGGCAAUGCGCCAGACGAUGGAGCCGACAUGACACCACGCUUACCAGGACGACGACAUUCCGCCAGUAGUAUGAGUCUCUACGAAGCCGAAGCCGCCGCGAUACGACUCCAAGAGGCACACGAUUUGCCUCUCAUGGCUCCUCUGCGACGUACCAGUACGUUUGGAUCGCAAACGGAAUUCUAUCUCAGUCAUGCCCGGGGAGAAGAUUUGAUCGAUGAUGCUGGCGAGAACGGAAACAAAAAUAAUAAACGUAGGGGACGAAAACGACCGCCCGUUUCCAGUAUUCAUGUGCCACCACAGCCAGAACAAUCUACGACGGAACCAACCGCAGAGGAUCAAGUCCCCAAAGCACCGGCACGACAACGGUCGUUGCCGCGUCCUGCGGCCGAACCGCCCAAAUGGCUCCAAUAUGCCAAGGCGGCAGCAGCCGCAAAGAACAGUAGUGAUUUGCUGUUUGACCCUGACAAUAGCAGUCAGCAACCACUGUCGGUCCUCACAACGACAAGCUCCUCCUCCGAUUGCAUCCCUUCGAGACCACGACGACAAACCACCCUCACCAAAGAAAAUCUCCCCAAGGGCAUGGCUUUGCGAGGGGAUCACGACAACAAUACGGAAAACAAUAGCAGUGGCGGCGAAGAAAAGGAAAAUACAUCGUUGCAAGCAUCGAAUUCGUCACUCUCCAUUUCGUCGCAACAAGGUGGAGGUGGUCAUCGUCGGACCAAUUCGGCCGAUGCGGCACCCAAUCAACCGACACGAGCGACCAGUAAGAGUCCUCGUCCGCCGAGUCCGGCAGUACUCAUGUUGGCACAAUCCACGUCGUUGGGGGAUUCCAAAGAAUUGCUACUACUCAGUGAUGGGGAACAAAAGUCAUUAGAGCGAUUAUUGCGAAAUCGGGAGAGCACCAAGAAGAAAGAUGGCAAUGGCAAUAAGAACGAUCCGCUGCAGCAUCUGGAACAACCCAUUUGCGAGACUUCUUCCUCGUCGUUUUCCGCGUCGGCGCUACCCCAAAAGCCACCCACGCUGGAUGACAGAGGACGGAUCGGAUCCGUCACGUCAAUCUCGACCGGGGCAACAACAGAAUGCGCCAACAAUACACGAAUCGCUACCAUGGGACGGCGAAUGCCGCCCGGUCGUCAUUACACACAAGGAUCGUCGCUGCGCUCGGCUGCGGCAUCACUCAAAAACAGACGGUUCAGUGACGGGAGCGUCAAUCCGGGACAAGACGAUCUGGCAGCAACAGCACCUGAAGAAUCGAAAGCUACUAGUAUCGAAGCACCAAUCAUGAGUUCCGACACACCAAUCAUGAGUUCCGAAACACCAAUGAUGAGUCCCUCCUCCGAAUUCGAACAGCUCAAACUGCUGAACGAAGACACAAUGCGUGACUUGAGCGAGCAUUUGAUGGAAUGUAUGAACGUGGACGACAACAAGAAGAAGAAGCAGACUUCUGCUGGUCCACUAGAUGCUGGAACGAGCCAAGAACACGUUGUUGUUGCAACGGCAAGCAGUGACGGAAGCAAGCAAACAACGCUUCUGAACAACUCAACGACGACCAGCGCACUACUGGCGGAUCUUCUUGCAGGGAGCAGCGACCACAGCGAAGAAACUGCCUGGUCGUCCGCAACGAAAGAAUUCGAGCAGCUUAAACUGAUGCACGAUGACACGGUCGCCGACCUGGAAACACAGUUGCAACUGUUGGAGCAGCAAGACCAAGAGGAUUCGGACCAAAAUUUCAAUCUCAGUGUGGGGGAUCUUUCGACGACACUGACCAAAGAAGGAUCGACAACGACUUUGAAUGGGGGUUCUACGGGUAGCAUAUCAUCCUUGGGUGCUGCUGCUGAGACCAAGAAUGGUGCCAAUGGUGGCGCACGAGAAGCAUUCCAGAAGCAAAACAGUGCCAGGAUUGGAUGCGCCAACUAA